AUGACUUCGCCUCGUUCAACCAAACUUAAACAUAAAAAACAUCCACCAUAUCUCCGACCAUCUGCUUCGAAUCAAUUCCACAAAAGAAAUCGGUUCGAAUACUUCAGUUAUAUGGAACCUGUCUGUUCACAGCGAUGGCGUAAAAACUCGACGAAAAAAAAACCAUAUUGA
Messenger RNA from Ambispora gerdemannii, 171 nucleotides. The record is from the annotation of a GenBank genome assembly. NCBI's taxonomy places the organism in Eukaryota, Fungi, Glomeromycota, Glomeromycetes, Archaeosporales, Ambisporaceae.